Molecule: messenger RNA, 1089 nt
Organism: Capronia coronata CBS 617.96
Lineage: Eukaryota; Fungi; Ascomycota; Eurotiomycetes; Chaetothyriales; Herpotrichiellaceae
Product: (R,R)-butanediol dehydrogenase/diacetyl reductase
Exons: 3
Coding region: 1-1089 (362 amino acids)
Biological process (GO): butanediol biosynthetic process
Cellular component (GO): cytoplasm
Molecular function (GO): (R,R)-butanediol dehydrogenase activity; zinc ion binding
Source: RefSeq, a predicted model, not a curated record
AUGAGCACACCAUCAAUGAACGCGGUCCGUUUCUACGGCCAACGCGACAUCCGCCUCGACCAAAUCCCCGUCCCGGCCGUGAAAGCAGGCCAAGUCAAGAUCGCCCCGAAAUUCUGCGGCAUCUGUGGCUCCGACCUGCACGAGUACCUGGGCGGAGCGAACCUCAUCCCCACAAAGGACAACCCUCAUCCCAUAACAGGUGAGACGCUACCACUGACGCUGGGCCACGAAUUUAGCGGGAUCGUCGAGGAAGUUGGCGACGGCGUCGACCACGUCAAGCCGGGCGACCGAGUGUGCGUACAACCGACCAUUUACGACGGGAGCUGCCGCGCCUGUCGGCGCGGGCUGGUCAACUGCUGCGACAAAAACGGGUUCGUCGGUCUGAGCGGCUGGGGUGGCGGAUUGAGCGAACACAUGGUCGUGCCUGCCAGCUGUGUCAAGCCAUUGCCGGAUAACAUCUCGCUCGAGGUCGGGGCGUUGAUCGAACCAUUGGCGGUAGGCUGGCACGCCGUCGACAUCUCGCCGUUCAAGAAGGGCGACGCCGUGCUUGUGCUGGGAGGCGGGCCGAUCGGGUUGGCUGUCGUCCAGGCCCUCGCCGGUCGGGCUUGUGACAAUAUCAUCGUUAGCGAGGUUAGUAGUCGGCGGAGGGAGUUUGCGAAACAGUUCGGCGCGCAUCAUGUCAUCGAUCCCGUCAAGUCGGAUUUCGUGGCCGAGGUCGAGAAGUGGACGAACGGGGAAGGCGCGGAUGUUGGCUUCGAUGCGGCGGGCGUGCAGCCGGCUGUCGAUACCGCAUUGAAGGCGAUCAAGGCUCGCGGGACGUUGGUCAAUAUCGCCGUUUGGGAGAAGCGGGCCACGUUGAAUAUGAAUGAUGUCGUGUUCAGGGAAAGAGGAUAUAUGGGAGUAGCCACUUAUGCCCUCGGCGACUUCGAGGCUGUCAUCAAAGCAAUUUCAAGCGGAGCGAUGUCGCCCGAAGGUAUGAUCACCAAAAAGAUCAAACUCGACCAGGUCGCCGAAGAAGGGUUCAAGACUUUGAUCGAUGACAAAGAGAACCAUGUGAAAAUCUUGGUCGACGUCGGCGCGGGCAUUUAG